AAGAAUAAAACGUAGGUAUAAAAUAUCGGAGGGAGCUAGAUCGAAACAAGCAAAUGUCCGUGGUUUUCAAGCCUCUGGCUUCGCACGCUAGUAAGAUGGAGACGCCUUCCUGUCCUCCGCGCUCUUAGCCGGGACCGCCGUCGCACUCAUACAUCGCCGGGAGGUUGCCUUCCAAAGGGGAGUUUAUUCAGACCAUGGUUUCUUCGGCAGCACUUGUUCCAGAAUUUGAUAAUUCUUUCUUCUCUAGGAAGAGGUUGAAAGUUUCAGAUUUUGAACAUCAAGAACUAGAUUUGCACAUGGCUACAUCAAUCCAGUCGAACACCAUGGAAUGCUUAUCUCAUGGGUGCUUUAUUGACAGUCAUGCUUCUUCGUCUAGCUGCAGUAUGGAUGAAAAUGCUUGUUCUAAUUCUGUGUUGGAGACGAGUUGCCAGUUGAAUGGCAAUAGUGGUGAUAUUCCAGAGUCUAGCGAUGCUGGGGGGACGGGGUCAUCCUUCCAGGAAAAGAAUUAUUCUGGCUAUGUGCAUCCUACUUUUGUGAGUGGAUGGAUGUAUAUCAAUGAAAAUGGACAGAUGUGUGGUCCUUAUAUUCAGCAACAGCUAUCUGAGGGUUUAUCCACUGGUUUCCUGCCUGAGGAUCUUCCUGUUUAUCCCAUUGUAAAUAGGACAUUACUGAAUCCUGUACCUUUGAAGUACUUCAAGCAGUUCCCUGACCACAUUGCCACUGGUUUUGCAUAUCUGGGCAUGUGUAUCUCUGGAGCAUCCGUGCCUGCAAAUUGUUUUGCCUCUUUCAAUAUGAGUUCAGCUAUACAUGGGCAAAAAGGCAUUGUUCUGCAUGCUUCUCAAGUUUCUUCUUGUCCAGAUGCACAGUUGGUUUCCUGUUCACAAGUGCAUCACAAUACUUAUUGCUCAAAUCAGCCAUUUUCAAAUUCCAAGGCAGUGAACCUUGAUACGCCAUACCUUGAUACACCAUUCUCUCUACCGUCACGGGAAGAUUCUUGUUGGAUGUUUGAGGAUGAUAAAGGGAGGAAACAUGGACCACAUUCUCUUCAGGAACUUUAUUCCUGGCAUCAGUAUGGAUAUCUCGGGGAUUCAUUAAUGAUAUAUCAUAAUGAAAAUAAGUUUAGACCCUUGCCAUUGCUAUCUGUUAUCAAUGCUUGGAGAAUGGAUAAACCUGAAUCUGUCUUUGUGUCUGAUGUCAAAACCGAUAGUGGCUCACUACUCAGCUUCAUUUCUGAAAUUUCUGAAGAAGUUUCUUGUCAACUGCAUUCUGGAAUCAUGAAAGCAGCUCGUAGAGUUGCGUUAGAUGGGAUAAUCAGCAAUGUCAUCUCUGAGUUUUCUACUAUGAGGAAAGCUCAUAGAAAUCCUAGGCUCAAUUACCAAGAUGCCAAAACUUGUUCUACAGAUGAAAAAAUGUCUGAAGUUCCUGGUGAGAGAAGGAAUGUUGUUGCUAAUGAGUGCCAAGCUGCAACCUGCGACCUUUUCUCUGAUAAGGCAUAUGUUGAUCAGAUACCUGUGCAGUUUCACAGAAGCACAAAAUCUGUUGGAAGCAUUGAUAAUGUCUGGAGGUCUUAUGCAGUUGUUUGUAGAAUUCUUUUUGAUUAUUGCAUGGAAGUCAUGUGGAAUGCUGUCUUUUAUGAUGCCGUAAGAGAAUAUUCUACUUUCUGGCGGAAAAGAAAACAUUGGUUUGCUCAUCAAAAUAUUAGAAUCCCUGCUACUGUCACGGAUUAUGUCAAGGAGACUGAAAAAUUACCCAGUGAGCUUGAAUCCUUUGAUUGCGAUGUUGAAUGUCCUCCUGAUUUUGAUCUUGUGAUGGUUGAAAAAGAUAGUCAAUCACAAUCACCUUGCAUUUCUUCAUUUGUGCCUUUUGGGGAGAAGUCAUCAAAACUGAACAGCCUAUCAGACAGUGGUUGUGCAUAUGAUGGCAUAAAAUGCAUCUUAGAAUAUGUAGAAAAUGAACUACAUGUGUCCACAAAGGUGUCUUUGGUCGAGUAUGUUGAACUUCUUGUCAAAGAGGAAGUGCGAAAGGUAGUUAAGUUCUCAGAGGAUGACAAAUUGAAUAAGGAGACCUUUGAAUCUUCCUUUCACUGUUACCAGACAACUGAAAAUAGUUCUUCAGAGUUGCAUGAUGAACUGAGGAUUGACUCCAAUAAAGUGACUCUUGAGACAUCCAGUGAUUCUGUGCAAGCUGGAAAACCCUUUGAUUUCUGUGCCAGUGCCUUCGAAAAAUCACGGGCAUACGUUAAUGAUACAAUGGAUGACCAGAAUAUUAAUGAACCUCCACCACCUGGAUUUGAAGAUAAUAUUAGAACUCUUGUCCCAUCAUCUACAUGUAAAUUCCAACUUUCAAGAUCAGAUGAGUCUAUUCCUAAGAUCAGAGAGUAUGUUGCCAUGGCAGUGUGCAGGCAGAAGUUGCAUGAUGAUGUAUUGAAGGGGUGGAUAUCAUUUUUCAUUGAUGACAUCCUUGGUCAAUAUGUUGGACUGCAUCAUACUUCAAAAGGACCCUUGGAACCUGACUCUAAUGUGGAAGGGACAUAUAUUACAAAUAAGGAACAUGAUAGCACCACUAUUGCUUCACUAGAAAAAGUUAAGGAAGGAUCAAGGAAAUUUAAUAGUUCAGACUCUACAGAAAUGCCUUUGGUUACUGGUAAAUACACGUACCAUCGCAAGAAAAAGUUGGCAUGGAAGAAGUUGGGGUCAUCUUCUCAGUCUUUGACUCAAGUUGACGCAGGGUUACAACAUCAGCCUGUGGAGAAGUCAAGAAAGCAUCAAAUUGUCAGAGAGGUUGCUGAGAAUGUAGCAGUGGAACCUGUUGUUGCAACUCUGAAGAAGGAAAUAACCAAGGGCCAGACUGAAUUAUCUGUUAACGCUAGGCCUUUAAAAACCAAUGUUAAAAGCAGUUCUCCAAGCAAUCAAUCAUUGGCCAAAAAUGCUACUCAUCAAAAAGUAAUAAAGAUUAAGCGCACAGUUCCGAGACCUAAACAUGCUGUAAAACGUACGGGGAAGAGUGUUUCAAAUUCGAGUGAGGACCUUAAUAAUGUUAAGAAGGUUAUUGAUAGCAACAGCCAUGAUGCUGGAAUUGAGAAAGCAGUGGUUCAUAACUAUUCUGAAAAUAAUCUAAUUGCAACUAAGGUAUCAAAACUGAAAAGGAAGCAUUCAGUGGGUGGUGGGUCAGUGUCACAUCCUGCAAAGAUUGUGAAAGUGGCCAAUACUGCUUCUAAGCAAGUAGCAACCAGACAGGUUACAAUGCGGAAGGCAAAGUCCUGUAAAUCAAGGACGUCAAAUUACUGCCCUAGGUCUGAUGGAUGUGCGCGGACUUCAAUUAAUGGCUGGGAAUGGCACAAAUGGUCUAUUAAUGCAAGGCCUAUUGAAAGAGCUCGUGUUAGGGGAAUUGAUUGUGUUCAUGCCAACUAUUCAGGUUCUGAGGCAUAUACUUAUCAGUUGUCGAACGGUAAGGUUCUUUCUGCUAGAACAAACAGAGUGAAGAUGCGCAGUCUUCUUGCUGCAGUUGAAGGUGCCGACCUUUUAAAAGCUACACAAUUGAAGGCAAGGAAAAAGCAUCUGCGUUUCCAACGAAGCAAAAUUCAUGACUGGGGUCUUGUUGCACUGGAGCCAAUUGAGGCCGAGGACUUUGUAAUUGAAUAUGUUGGUGAACUAAUUCGUCCUCGAAUAUCUGACAUACGCGAGCGUCUUUAUGAGAAAAUGGGAAUUGGCAGCAGUUAUCUUUUCAGACUUGAUGAUGGUUAUGUGGUUGAUGCUACAAAACGUGGGGGAAUUGCAAGAUUCAUAAACCAUUCUUGUGAGCCCAACUGCUACACCAAGGUCAUAACUGUUGAAGGUCAGAAAAAAAUUUUCAUUUAUGCGAAACGAUUUAUCGCUGCUGGGGAAGAGGUCACUUAUAAUUACAAAUUUCCUUUGGAGGAGAAAAAGAUACCAUGCAACUGUGGUUCUAGGAAGUGUCGUGGAUCAUUGAAUUAGGAAGUAUUUUGAGUUUCCAUUUCUGGCCAGUCAUUAAAGUUUUGUUCCUCACUCUGUAAAUUUGCCAUCAAUUGAUGUUAGAGCUGGAUACCCCAGUAACUGUAGUAAGAAUUGGAAAAGGUUGGAAGCAAAAGUGGGCGAGUGGAUGUGGUUUUUUGGGGACAGCUGUAGAUGGUAAAUUUGCAAACCAUUGUCUUAUCCACGCAUGAAAAGAGGGGAAAUGCAAGCGCUCAAGUUUUCUUCUACUAAUGCUGAAUAUGAUGUAAGAUUUAUAUACAAUGGCUUUGUGAAUAACUUGAAUUGGAAAAAUUGUUGGUGCAUGAAGGAACUUAAUUAGACAUUUCGUUAUUAUAUGUGCCUUCAAGGAAUCUGAUGCCCUUUUGCAGUCGUCAGUGGUGGGUUCUAGGGCUGCAAAUGAGCCAAAUUGGUUGUGAGCUAUUUGGAGUUCAACUAAAUAAGGGCUUGCUUUAUUAAAGUUGCUCAUUGAAUUUGUUUAAAAUCUAUAGAAAUUGCUAUUCUUUUCCGUUCAAAAGUACUCAUAGCUUGGUCCUUAAACGUGACUGUUCAUAAUGUAUAAUAAUAUAUAUGAGUAUUAGAAACAAAGAAUUUUUUUGAUAAUUUUUUUGAUGAUUUUGUGAGUGGUUUCGUUAACAAUUGAAGUAUAUUGCCAAAGCCUUCAACAAAUAAGACAAUUUUUUUUCAAAUCUAAAACGCAUUUUUUAAAGACAAAUAUUGUAUUGUGCAUGACCUGUCUCCACUUUGUUAAAUUUAAAACUCAUUUUAUAAACGAACUUAAGCCUAAGAAGAACGAAGUUCAAUUAGGCUCAGUUCCUUCAGUGUCCCACAAUAUUCGUUUUACGAUGAAAGUACAUAGUCCAUCUAUUAAUCCUUAGUUCUUACAGUAAUGAGUGUGCUUUUAUCCUUGCUUAUCUGAUAAUCUAGCUUUUGAUAAUUUGAGUCUCGCACUCAUUUGUAGAAUUGGUCAUUUGAAGCUCUUGGUUUGCCAGUUUAACUAAAUGUAGCAACAACAAUAAUAGUAAUGAACCAUCCCUUGCGCUGAGGACAUUGAUGCAUGCUACUUUAUUCCAGGUUGUGAAUGUAGGCAUCAAUAAAGGCUUGGAUUAUGUGAUUGUGGUGGUUUUUGCGUUGAAUUUUUCAUCUACUUGUGGAGGAUGAGGUUCUGAUUCUUGUAAAUCUCCAUAUAUAUAUAUAUAUAUAUAUAUGCGCUGCAGAUGAAUUUCUCCUCUUAGAAACUCAAAAUCAGUUAUUGUUUGUUGCCUACAUGACAUUUCUGGAAUACCAUUUUGUUGUACAAACAUGCAUUACUAUAUUUAUUCUAUACAAGUAAAAUUUUAUGUA
Molecule: messenger RNA, 5333 nt
Organism: Hevea brasiliensis (rubber tree)
Lineage: Eukaryota; Viridiplantae; Streptophyta; Magnoliopsida; Malpighiales; Euphorbiaceae
Product: histone-lysine N-methyltransferase ATXR7
Exons: 18
Coding region: 195-3974 (1259 amino acids)
Cellular component (GO): Set1C/COMPASS complex
Molecular function (GO): histone H3K4 methyltransferase activity; protein binding
Source: RefSeq, a predicted model, not a curated record